Molecule: messenger RNA, 3343 nt
Organism: Neopelma chrysocephalum (saffron-crested tyrant-manakin)
Lineage: Eukaryota; Metazoa; Chordata; Aves; Passeriformes; Pipridae
Product: sulfate transporter-like
Exons: 4
Coding region: 297-2759 (820 amino acids)
Biological process (GO): transmembrane transport
Cellular component (GO): membrane
Molecular function (GO): sulfate transmembrane transporter activity; oxalate transmembrane transporter activity; bicarbonate transmembrane transporter activity
Source: RefSeq, a predicted model, not a curated record
AAAAUGCUUUGUCCCACUUUCAUGGUGGACAAAUCAGAGUCCAGAACUGGACCUUCCUAAAUAAGAUCAAAUCCCACAGAUGGAUUGUGCUCAGAUGUGUUUCAUCCCAGUGAACGAGCCGACUUAGAAGACCAGCCUGGCCAGCUCUUCGAUGACUGACUCAUCAGCUCUUCAGUGACUGAAUUUCAAGAUGAAGGAUUAAUACAGAAAAUGGAAUUUUGGAUCAUUUGCUAAAGAAGAAGAUGGAAAAGGAAAAUGAGUGAGUAGAGACCACAUCAUCCAGGUCAAGACACAAAAUGAGCGCUCUCCUUGUCCUGCUGCACUGUCUUCAUUGGCUGGAGCGAGAUAAAAGGGCUUGGCUGAGUAACUCAGAUCUCAAGGGAAGCAGCACAUGGUCCAGGUUCACAGUUGUCAGCCUUGUGCUUCCCCUGUUCCGGGUGUGCUGCAAGGUGGAGACAGGUCUGUCCACAGGGGGAGAAGCUCCAGGUAGUAAGGAAACUACCAGUGUGUCUCCUGGCAGCCAGAGCUCUCCUGGUGCCAUGGAGGACACAUCCAGCCAGAAGUCCGGACCAAGCAAAGACACACUGGGCUCCCCAAUGCCACAGGAGACUCCUGCCCAGUUCAUCCACGUCAAGUUGGAGGAGUAUGAGCCCACAGACUUCAGAACCAAGGAACUCAUCCUAAAGAAAGCCAGAGAGGUCUGCACAUGCAAUCGUCAAACCAUCAUCACCUUCCUGUGCCAGUUGUUCCCAGUGCUGGACUGGCUCCCCCGCUACAACAUCAAGACACAGUUGCUUGGGGACGUCAUAUCUGGGCUCCUGGUGGGGAUAGUCACCAUCCCUCAGUCCGUCUCCUACGCCCUCUUAGCCAGCCAGGAUCCCAUCUACGGGAUCUACACCAACUUCUUCUGCAACAUCAUCUACGUCGCCUUGGCCACUUCGCGGCACAACUGCGUGGGCUCCUUUGGGGUGCUGUGCCUGCUGGUGGGGCAGAGCGUGAACCGGCACCUGCGGCUCGCGGGGUACGGCGACGACAGCUCCGACAGCUCCUCACUGCCGGGCAACGCCACCUCCGCCGGCAACGGGACGGGCGCCUGCGACAGGAGCUGCUACGCCAUCACCGUGGCCCUUUCCUUAAGCUUUCUGGUUGGCCUUUACCAGAUCCUGCUGGGUGUUUUACAGCUGGGAUUUGUGGCUGUCUACCUGUCAGAACCUCUCCUUGGUGGCUUUGUGACCGGCUCCAGCCUCACCAUUAUCACCUCCCAGAUGAAGUAUCUCCUGGGACUGAAAAUCCCUCGUCACGAAGGGGUGGGGUCAUUCAUCCUGACCUGGGUUGACCUUUUCAGAUACAUUCAGAACACCAACAUCUGUGACCUGGUCACCAGCCUGGUUGCUUUGGCCAUCAUAGUGCCUGUCAAGGAGAUCAAUGACCGGUACAAGGAGAAGAUGAAGGCCCCGUUCCCCAUAGAGCUGCUGGUGGUCAUUGUAGCCACAGUCAUAUCUCACUACUUCAACUUUGAAAAGCGAUACAAGUCUGCUGUUUGUGGGGAUAUCCCCACUGGUUUCAGGAAACCCACUUUACCAGAUAUAAGCCUGUUUUCCAGCCUGGCAGUUGAUGCUGUGCCCAUUGCUGUUAUUGGCUUUGCCAUGACCAUCUCCCUGGCAGAAGUCUUUGGCAAAAAGCAUGGCUACAGUGUCCGUGCCAACCAGGAGAUGAUCGCCAUUGGCAUGUGCAACCUGAUCCCUUCCUUCUUCUACUGCUUUGCCAGCUCUGCAGCCCUGACCAAGACUCUGCUGAAGGAGUCCACGGGGACCCAGACCCAGGUCUCUGGCCUGGUCACCUCCCUGGUGCUGCUGCUGGUGCUGCUGUGGAUUGCCCCGCUCUUCUACUCGCUGCAGACCUCCAUCCUGGGGGUGGUCACCAUCGUCAACCUGCGGGGGGGCCUCAGGAAGUUCCGUGACACCCCCCGGAUGUGGCGGCUCAGCAGGCUGGACACGGUGGUGUGGUGGGUGACCAUGCUGUGCUCCACCCUGAUCACCACAGAGAUCGGGCUCCUCGUGGGCGUCUGCUUCGCUCUGCUCUGCAUCAUCUUCCGCACGCAGAGACCCAGGGCCGCGCUCCUGGGCAAGGUCAGCAACACGGAGAUCUACGAGGACCAGUCCACUUACAAGCAGCUCAGCAGCAUCGCCAACAUCAAAAUCUUCCGCUUCGAGUCGUCCCUCUACUACGCCAACAAGGACUAUUUCAAGACUGUUCUGUACCAGAGAACUGGGGUAAAUCCUGUUCUGCUGGCUGCUAAACACCAAAGGGUGGGGGCCCAGGCAAACACAGAGACAGGCAACAGCAAGAGCUUUUUGGGCACUGGGUUUGACUGCCUGAAACAGGCCAAGAAAAGGGCUGAGAAGCCUCCAGCGGAUGCCUGUCCUCCCUCCAUAGAUAUGCACACCUUAAUCCUUGACUGCGGGGCAAUGCAGUUCAUAGAUACUGUGGGUCUCUCUGUGCUAAAGGAGACAUAUCAUGACUAUAAGAAGAUUGGUGUCCAGGUGUUCCUGGCCAACUGCAACCCCUCCAUCCGCCACCGCCUCCAGGAGGGAGGCUGGACUGGCGAGACAGGCAGUGAGGGUCAGCUGGCUUUCCACAGCAUCCAUGAUGCAGUGCAGUUUGCUGAGUGGUGGUACCAUGUGCACCAGGAGGAAAGCAAGGAGAAACAGGAUGCUCUCCUGGACCCCGAAGACCUGAACUUCCAGGUGUCUUUGUAGACCUGUGUGUGGGGAAUGAUUUCUAACGGGGAAGGGCUUUACGUACUCGAGAGCAGUUUCAGUCUUUGUGCAGUCAGAGCGCGCAGGAGAGACUUGUGAUGAUCUGCCAGCAGCGGCAUGGGGCAGAAGGAUGGGGGGAGAGAUUUGAGGAGAGAUUGGCAACAGGUAAAUCGUCGGGAGGCGUUUCGGGGUCCGUCGUGCCGGUGAGAGCCGGGGCGGCGUUUGACGCGCUCCCGCCCUGCACUGCCCCGCGGGGGCGCGGGGGGGCGCGAGUGAGACGCGCUCGGGGCCGCCUCCCGCAACCCCGGCGGGCUCGGGGAAUCCCGGGAUGGUUUGGGGGGGAACAGACCUAAAGGUCAUCCCCUUCCAGCCCCCUGCCAUGGGCAGCGACACCUUCCGCUAGACCAGGUUGCUCCAAGCCCCGUCCAACCUGGCCUUGGACGCUUCCAGGGAUGGGGCAGCCACAGGGUCAAGAUGGGACACUAAGGCAAAGGAAGGAGGAGCUGCAGUGAGGUCAAGAGAGACAUGGAGCUCCUGGAGUGGGUCCAGCGGAGGCUGCGGAGAUGAUGAAGGGACUGGAGCAU